UUUCUCUCAGAGAGGGAUUCCAAAUUCCAUCAUUCAUUCAUUCACUCGUCUCUUUGGCUAUUUAUACAUCUUUUCUAUCUCUCUCGCCGGCGCUGCAAAUCCCUAGAUUUCUCUCCUCUUCUUCACUCCCCCCCAAAAAAAACACCACAAUUAUAUAUAUCAAUUAUAUUAAUCCCAAUUUUAACCUCAAUUUCUUCGUUGAUUGUUUGAGAGAGAGAGAGAGAGUCUCGAUUUCAUUUAUCAUUUGAUGCCGUGAAAUUUUCGCAAAUCAGAUUCAAAAAAUUGAAGGAAUGGUUAGCUGCUACCGUAAUCCUUUCGUCGUCGUGAAGGUUGAGAAUUAAACUUUUGGUUUUGUGAGUAACUUUCGGAUCAGCUCUACCAGAUUUUGGUUUGUUAACUUUUAUCUGAAGAUGGAUCGGUGCGAUACCUCAGGAUUUGUAAGCGGCGGUGGAGAUGCUUAUAAGGUCUUCUAACUCUUUUUUUAAGAGCUGUGGCUUUUUCUCUCCUUAAACCCGGAAGUUGUUGUGUACUAUCUACUACUGGCUUCGCGUCUUCGCUCUUUUUGACGAAAGUUUUCAUUUUUAGUUGUGACCAUGCAUACUAGAUUCCAAAACAGUGCUUUUGCUGGUGGUAAUUCCUCAUCAUCCAACAACUCUUUUAAGAUACUGGGCCGCUCUCUUCAAGUUGAUGUCGCCGAGGCCGCGGAUACUACGCUGCGUCUUGAUUCCCUUGCCUCUCCGCUGUCUAAUGCCAAGGGAAUCAAAAGGAAGUGGAAUCUGAUUGAUGGAUCUGAUUCUUUACUUUCUUUAAGACUCGGUCACUCAACAAGCUCUUCUGAUAGCAAAGGGAGUUCUGCAACUGCUUGCACGAGUUUAUCUUCUGCUAAAGAAACUGAGGAGGCGUCCUCUAUGGAUAUUGAGCUCGACUUUACUCUCCAUCUUGGCAACGAGAAACUGGCAGCAAGUAACAAAAAGCCAGCUAACUCCAACGUGAAAGGGUUGUUGCAGGUCCCCUCCUCGAAAUUUGAUCUUGAACUGAGUCUUUCUGGUGGAGUAUCCUGUCAAUCUGAGAUCACUGCGGUCCAGCAGCACGCCAACCGGUUUCAAACUCUUGCGGACAUGCUGCGUGCAACUAACGAAGAAUCCACAUCAUGUGGUUGGAGGACAGGGUUUGGAUUACCAACAUUGCAGCAAGCCUCGACGAGCAAAGAAACGAGCUCUUUCUCAGGCCAUGUUCCAAAGGAUGUCAUCAUUCCUGCUGCUCAUGUUCUGGAACUGUCAUCUAGCACGGCAGCAACUACUCCAAUAAGCUCGGGUACAUGUACUUCCGGUUUAUCUCACCAGCUGAAGCCACAGCUUAAGAAUUCUUCUAAUUCCAAGUUAUGUCAAGUAGAAGGAUGUCAAAAGGGAGCAAGAGGCGCAUCCGGCCGUUGCAUUUCCCNACGAUGUCAAUCUAAUGGAUGCACAAAGGGAGCACAAGGGAGUACAAUGUUCUGCAAGGCACACGGUGGUGGUAAACGAUGUACACACUCGGGUUGCACCAAAGGAGCAGAAGGAAGCACGCCGUUUUGUAAAGGACAUGGAGGGGGUAAAAGAUGUGCCUUUCAAGGAGGUGAUCCAUGUUCCAAGAGUGUUCAUGGCGGUACCAAUUUCUGUGUGGCUCAUGGCGGUGGUAAGAGAUGUGCGGUUCCCGAAUGCACAAAGAGUGCUAGAGGAAGGACUGAUUUCUGUGUCAGACAUGGUGGAGGAAAGAGAUGCAAGUCUGAAGGAUGUGGCAAAAGUGCUCAAGGUAGUACUGACUUUUGCAAAGCACAUGGAGGAGGGAAACGGUGUGCGUGGGGUCAGCCCGAGACUGAGUAUGCGGGUCAAUCCUCUUCUGGUCCUUGUACCUCGUUUGCUCGAGGUAAGACUGGUCUUUGUGCACUCCAUAACAGUCUGGUUCAGGAUAACCGGGUCCAUGGAGGAAUGACUGUAACUUCCGAGAGCCAAGAACCGAGAGUAAGCAGCAGCGAAACAGAGAACGAGGAGGAGUUCAGCGGUUCUCAAGACAUGAACAUCGAUACAAUGAAAGCAAGAAGUGCUACAGGAUCUCCAGAGACUGAUGUUGAUCUCAAUGAGUAUGAAGCAGGAUUGGGGUUAGCUCCAGAAGGAAGAGUCCAUGGUGGAAGUUUGAUGAUGGCGAUGUUGGGCAGAGAUGGUUGCUCUGGCUCUACCGAUGGGCAGGUGAGGCCAAAGAGGUGGAUGUAAGUUGUCUUCAGUUUGGUUCCAGUCUUCAAUUCAACGCUGGUGGAGUAUGUUGCCACCAGAGAGUGAAAAGGGGAGUCUGUUUAUUCUAGUUUUAGGUUUGCUUAGAGAGUCGAAAAAGUAUCCAAAGUCUGUGUCUUUGUGUCUUGUUUGAUCUCAUUGUCUUGUAGAUAUUGAAUUAAGGGUCGAAGCAAAGGUUAUUGUGAUAGUGUGAAUUAUACAGGUAAAAGCCCACCUGUGAAUUGUCAAAACAGUCUUUAUGAUGA
Molecule: messenger RNA, 2509 nt
Organism: Camelina sativa (false flax)
Lineage: Eukaryota; Viridiplantae; Streptophyta; Magnoliopsida; Brassicales; Brassicaceae
Source: RefSeq, a predicted model, not a curated record